AUGCGCAAUCGCCAGCCACGAUUCAAAGGCGCCUUCAGAGGCGAGGUCGAACGGCCUAGUGCUAGCUACAUCGUUGACAUGCUCCCACCCCUGGCAAGAGUUACUAAUCCUGCCGACUCUGUCCCUACAAAACAUCUUCAUUCGUCUUUGAAUAAGAUCAAACACCCAGUCAAUGUUGUACGAUGGACUCCGGAAGGGCGUCGAUUAUUAACCGCCUCCAGCAGUGGCGAGUUUACGCUAUGGAACGGUACUGGAUUCAACUUUGAGACUAUUAUGCAAGCUCACGAUGUUGCUAUCCGGGCCUUGGCUUACUCGCACAGUGACGACUGGUUAAUAUCAGCUGAUCAUGAUGGUAUUAUUAAAUAUUGGCAGCCUAACUUUAACAAUGUGCAAGUAAUCCAGGGCCAUCACGACCCUAUCCGGGAUCUUGCUUUCAGCCCUAACGACUCUAAAUUUGUUACGGCAUCUGAUGACUCCUCUCUCAAGAUCUUUGAUUUUGCUGGUGGUGUUGCCGAGUCAACACUACAAGGCCAUGGCUGGGAUGCCAAAAGCUGCGACUGGCAUCCUACAAAGGGACUGAUCGUUUCGGGAUCAAAGGACCAUCUCGUCAAGCUCUGGGACCCUAGAACUCAGCGUUGCCUAACCACCCUCCAUGGUCAUAAGAAUACCAUUACUAAGACAUCAUUCGAGCGUGUCAUGGGCUGGUGUCUUGCGACUUCAGCGCGAGACCAAACAGCGAGGAUAUUUGAUAUACGAAUGAUGCGAGAUAUAUGUCUUCUUAGAGGUCACGAGAAAGAUAUUUCUACUCUUGCUUGGCAUCCAAUUCACUCGAAUCUGCUCAGCACCGGAGGUAACGAGGGCUCUUUGUUCCACUAUAUACUAGAUGAGCCGAAUACCCCGGCAGGACAGGCCAUCAGCACGGCAGUUUACGAGAGCCCAGAUCCGUUGACAGCACCUGCGCAGUCCAUAUAUCCAACGCACAAGGUCCCCUAUGCCCAUGACUUCGCAAUUUGGUCCCUUGACUGGCAUCCUCUCGGCCACAUCUUGGCUUCGGGCUCGAACGAUCGUAUUACUCGGUUCUGGUCCCGUGCCCGGCCUGGCGAGACAGAUAUCUUCCAAGAUAGAUAUCAUAUUGGUGAGGCGGCUGCGGAAGCUCAAGGAACUUGGGAUCGACGCGGCGGUCGUCGUCAACGUCAAGAGGAAGAAGAACAGGAACUUGAGGAUGAGGCAGAAGGUUUGGUUGAUCAGAAGAUGCCGCUUAGGCAGCCGGCAUCUGCAUUUCCAGGUCUCCCCGGCCUCUCCUUGCCAGCUAACGGCAUUCCUCCUCCGCCUCCUCAAAUUCCCGGAGUCGGUGCUAUGUCUGCGCCAGCUACAGUACCACCUCUACCGUUCCCAAUCCCUGGCGCGGUUGGCGCUCCACCUCCACCGCUCCCAGGUGGUUUAGAUCCGAAUAACCCAGCCGACUUUGCCAAGAUAGCGGAGAUGAUGCAGAAAGCCGGCCUACCUCCUCCACCACCUCCCAACAUGCUUCCACCAGGUUUAUUUCCGCCUCCGAAUUUCCCAAUGCCACCCGGGUUUCCACCUCCUCCACCUUUUGCACAGACAAGUGCUGAAAUGCAGGCUACCGACAGCAACGGUCGGAGAAGAGCACCCCUCCCCAGUCAGGAAGAAAGCCUACGAAUGGAACAGAAAAAGGGGAAUUAUACUAGAGUGCGUUAG
Daldinia vernicosa is the source of this 1719-nucleotide messenger RNA. Its product is annotated as WD40 repeat-like protein. The record is from RefSeq and is a predicted model, not a curated record. Bases 1 to 1719 code for a protein of 572 amino acids. Gene Ontology annotation, cellular component: mRNA cleavage and polyadenylation specificity factor complex. Lineage: Eukaryota; Fungi; Ascomycota; Sordariomycetes; Xylariales; Hypoxylaceae. Gene Ontology annotation, molecular function: protein binding. The transcript has 2 exons.